CAUAGGCUGUUCACCACCGCAACCAAAACUUCAUCGGAGCGCAGCGCUCAUCGCAAUGGCUUCACGACUCAGCUGGGCACGCGUUGUGUUACUUUUCCUUGUCCACACUGGGACAUGCACUUCCAGUCUGAUCAGAGAUGAAGUGCGGUCUGAACUCAGUAUUUUCCAUCACUCCUGUGCGCUGAAGAAGGAGGAAGGACCGUGUAAGGCAGUGUUGGACAGGUUCUUCUUCGACACUGAGACGGGUCGCUGCCAGUGGUUUGAAUAUGGAGGUUGUCAGGGCAACGCAAAUAAUUUUAAGACGAUGGAGGAGUGUGAAGAGGCAUGUGUUGUGACAGGAGACAAGAGCCCCUGUCACUUGCCGGAUGAGCCCGGGCCCUGCAGAGGGCUGGUGCCCCGUUUCUACUUUGACAGCCAAACUCAGGAGUGCAAGCGUUUCUUCUAUGGGGGCUGCUUUGGGAAUGCCAACAACUUUAGGACCAUUAAAGAAUGCCAAGAUAAAUGUCAACGUGGGAAUGACAGAGUGGAAGCCAAAGCUGAGUUUGCAGAACCGGAGAAUCCCAGAACGGAGUCUCUGGUCACAGCUGAUGAAGUCACAGUCAAUGAAUCAUAUGUCCCACCUGCAAUCCAACCAGAAUCAGACAUUACUCCCCCAGAAUUCUGUCUGAGUCCAGUGCAGAAGGGCCACUGCGAUGGUGCGGAGAGACGAUACGCUUACAGUCCCAAGACUAAGAGAUGCCAGUUGUUCCGUUACAGUGGUUGUGGCGGCAACAAGAACAACUUUGUCUUGAAAAGACACUGCAUGAAAAUGUGCACGAAAGAUCACAACAGGAAAAAGCAAAUCCGAAUAAAGAAGAAGAGUACUGCCAUUUUAUUCCGAUCUGUCUGAAAUCCAGGUAGAUGUAUAAUCAAAAUCAACACUAGCUUUUAUCAGUAAGGCAUAUUUAUGCUUGUUAAGUAAGGUCUUUGACUUUCUUUUUAUACUUAUAGUUUUAUAUACUUGUAUUCACUCAAAUGUAUAUGUAAGUUCACAGUAUAUUUGUAAUGCUUUGUUACCUCGUACAUAAGUAUUUACUACUACAUUAAACUGUAUAUCUAUCUGUCUUAAUAGACCAAUGAUUCUAACAGUUCAUUCCAUCAUACACAGACAAGCAUCGCCAUAGAGUGGUGUGAUAAACCUUGUAUAUGAGUGCUGCCCAUCUGAAAGGUCUGUAAGGCUGUUGGGCUGUCUUAUUUAAACUAAUUUAAACAUGAGAAGAAACAUCACUGCGCUAACCAAUUACAGUUGUCAAGUUUUCAGUUUGCAAUUUGUAGCUGCUGAAGUUUGUAGAUAAUGCACUUAUGAAUUUGAACAAGUAAAUUUUAACCACAGUGAACUGUAAAGCAGUCUUCUAUUCACAUAACAGGAAUGCACUUCUAAGUCACUUUGCAUAAGAGUGUCUGCUAAAUAAACAAAAAUGUAAAUUGUAAAUACCUUCAAAAAAAAAAACAAAAAAAAAGGCCGAGAGAGCUAAACACGAACUGUUCUGUAUUCUCAGCACAAGAUGGCAUUAUUCCACCAAUAAACUGCUGUUGAAAAGUA
Chanos chanos (milkfish) is the source of this 1582-nucleotide messenger RNA. RefSeq names its product tissue factor pathway inhibitor a (gene tfpia). The coding region runs from base 56 to 889 and encodes 277 amino acids. Gene Ontology annotation, cellular component: extracellular region. The record is from RefSeq and is a predicted model, not a curated record. Gene Ontology annotation, molecular function: serine-type endopeptidase inhibitor activity. The transcript has 7 exons. Lineage: Eukaryota; Metazoa; Chordata; Actinopteri; Gonorynchiformes; Chanidae. Gene Ontology annotation, biological process: negative regulation of peptidase activity.